AUGCCACCCAUUACCCAAGAACAGAAAAAUCAAGACGUUCAAGACAUCAUUCAAGAUGGAUUUAAAGGAGCUGCCACUACAUGUGCUCUUACUUCUCUAGUUGUGUUUGCUUCUGCUCGUUACUGUCCAUGGGCUAAGAAAAAUAUAAAUUAUGCUGGUAAAACAUUCAUCAUAUCUGCAUUGACUGCAGCUUCUUUUGCCUUCAAUGCUGAACAGUCUAUAACGAAGAAGCACCGUGGUCAUGAAAAGUGGGACUCACCAUGA
Molecule: messenger RNA, 264 nt
Organism: Solanum dulcamara
Lineage: Eukaryota; Viridiplantae; Streptophyta; Magnoliopsida; Solanales; Solanaceae
Exons: 4
Coding region: 1-264 (87 amino acids)
Source: RefSeq, a predicted model, not a curated record